CCAUUGAUGGCGGAGACUUCCGAGCUUCCGUUUGCAGUACGGAGCGCCAGUAUAAAUGAUUUGGCCAGCUCCAAGGAGGCCUCACUUCGUGUGAGAUCUUUGAAAGUGAAGGUGGUUUAACUGGAGCACUGCCUAUGAGUAGACGAAAGUGAAUCGAUCAGAGCAAUUGGAAUUUAAUUUGACAUGCAUGGUUUACUAGUUCUGCUGUUGUGCGCCUUCUGCUGCAGUGUGGCCGCCAAGCCUCCGGCAGCUCGGCGGGCACAGCUGCACGACGAUGUCCAGCUUAUCCAUCCACACAUCAUCACCAUAGAGCGUUUGGAGAACCUGCUGCGGCGUGCUGGCGAGAUCUUCGGACCCGCCCUGGAGGAAGAUUCCGUGGCGGAGGCCAGUGACCAGGUGCCGGAGCAGGUGCAGCCGCAGUUGCAGCCGCAGCAACGCAUGCUGCCGCCCACGGAGCAGCCGUACAACUUCUAUCUGCCGCUCUUCGACUAUGUGGAGCCCAAGCUGGACGCCAAGAGCCGGAUGAUGGAGAAGAUUGCUCCGCCGCCACAGCGGUCGGAGCACAACUACUACGCGGACAAGCCAAAGAAGAAGCCAAAGAAGUUCAAUGCGGCCAACAAGCACAUCAAUCUCAACCUCAAGUGGCUGAACACCUACGAGAAGGCCAUGGGCGGACCGACUGCCCCCAAAGCCAUGUACCUGGAGCAGGACGAGCGCAACCGGAUCAACUUCGACGACUCCUUCUUCGCGGUGGACAUGCAGGUAAAAAUGCCCGAUAAUCAGCCGCACAAGGAGACUGUCGCGCCCGCAGAGCUCCUGCAGCACGGCGAGGAGCAGGCCGAGGAGGAUCUUAUGGCGGCUCCGGCGCAGAUGGCCUUCAACUUUAAGGCGCCCGUUAGGGUUGAGCAUCGCACAUAGGUGGGUUUUUUGUUUAUAGGUUUUAGUCAGUUGUAUAAAAAUGCUACAAUAAAUGCACUCCCUGAGUGAGUAAAGGCUAGGGAGAAGCGCCA
Molecule: messenger RNA, 1010 nt
Organism: Drosophila gunungcola (fruit fly)
Lineage: Eukaryota; Metazoa; Arthropoda; Insecta; Diptera; Drosophilidae
Exons: 2
Coding region: 184-918 (244 amino acids)
Source: RefSeq, a predicted model, not a curated record